Messenger RNA from Catharus ustulatus (Swainson's thrush), 2057 nucleotides. It is a transcript of the gene PIRT, whose product is annotated as phosphoinositide interacting regulator of transient receptor potential channels. The record is from RefSeq and is a predicted model, not a curated record. Bases 115 to 513 code for a protein of 132 amino acids. Gene Ontology annotation, biological process: positive regulation of cation channel activity; phosphatidylinositol-mediated signaling. Gene Ontology annotation, molecular function: phosphatidylinositol bisphosphate binding; transmembrane transporter binding. Lineage: Eukaryota; Metazoa; Chordata; Aves; Passeriformes; Turdidae. The transcript has 2 exons.
UAGACAACACCCAGAGGGAUGUGGGGCUUGGGAUGAGCCUGGCUUUGGAGAAGGGGCCUCCCUCUGCAGCCAUCCCUCCCUGCUCACCACGUCCCCUCCUCCCACCCCAUCAUCAUGGAAAUCCCCCCCAAGAGUCCAGAUGAGAGCGAGAAGUCGCCCCAGUCCAAGGAGCUGAUCACCAGUAACACGGGCAGCACCCUGUGCAUGAGCUCCCGCAGCGAGUCCGUGUGGACCAGCGCUCCCAGGAGCAAGUGGGACAUUUACCACAAACCCAUCAUCGUGGUGUCGGUGGGAGUUGCCAUCUUCCUCUUUGGGACAGUCAUCACCAGCCUGUCCUGCUUCCUGACCGAGAACACAAACGCUUACAAAAUGUCUGGCCCGGCUUUCCUGUCCCUGGGACUGAUGCUCCUGGUUUGUGGCCUGGUCUGGAUCCCCAUCAUCCGCAAGAAGCAAAAGCAGAGGCAGAAGUCACAGUUCCUACAGAGCCUCAAAUCCUUCUUCUUCAACCGCUGAGGGCAGCCAGGACCUUCCCAAGAAGGUUCCCCUCCCCUCCACCCACCUGUGUUGAUCAGCCAUGAAAAUAAAGACUCUCUUGUACUCCCUAGAGGAUUUCACCCCAGUCAGUGUCUUCCCUACAUGGUCUCCAGUGUGAAAAUAACUUUGUACUUCAUCCAAGUCAUCCCAGGAAAAAAAGGAGCAGGAAUUUUCAGCUGAGCCCAGCAAGGCAGAUCAAGGUCUCUGCAUCACCCCCCUGUCCAAGGAGUGACCCAACACAAACUGGGUCAAGCAAAGCCCCAAAGGAACCUGGGCUGAAGCAAAACCCCACGGGAACCCAGAUCCCCCAGAGGUUCUGCAAAACCCAUCAGCAGAGAGGAGCCAUCUCACUGGAGCCACAAUUCCUUCAAGCUCCCUAAUUUGCCAGAGGGAGAGGCUGGAGGAUCUGCACAGCAUCAGGAGACACAGCAGAAGCAGAGGGUCCCAUGUCCUGCAGAAAGGCACAGAUCCUUCAGAAGGGCACAAAUCCUACAGAAGGGUACAGAUCCUACAGAAGGGCACAGACCCUGCAGAGGGGCACAGAUCCCACAGAGAGGCACAGAUCCUACAGAAGGGCACAGACCCUGCUGCUCCAGGCAUCUGGCAGGGCAGGGACAAGGAAGAUAUUUGUGAGAAUGAUCUGAGCUGUGGGAACUGUGCUCAGGGCUGAGAGCUGAUUCUCUCCCAGGAAACUCUCAACCUCCUCUUGGCCAUGUCUUCUUGAACUCCCUCAUUUCUGAAACCUGUGCCACAUCAACAUUUCAGCCUGGAAAUGUGCUCCAAGAUGCCUGAGACCUGAAGUAUUUGUGUUUCCACACUCUGAGCUGUCGGGCUCACCUUGACACUGUGCCGGGCUUCCCCCUGUCUGUGACCAGGGCUGUGUGCCUGGAGAUCCCCUCCACCCGUGUGGGCAGAGCUGGAGGUGGCACAUCCCAUCCUGGCAGCUGGCACAGCUGGAUUAGGAGUAUUUGAGCACACAAGUCCCUUUGCCCUCAGCCUGGCCCUGGACUUUGUUUCCUGACUGGUGCAGGUGUCCCUGGGCACCCAGUGCCCAGUGGGGCUGUACAGGAUCUGCCACAGGACCCAGCAAAGCUGUUUGUUCCCACACAUCAUGCCAUGCUCUGCUGCUGUUUGCAAUCCUGCCCUGGCACUGGGCACCAUCCUCUGCUCCUUCAGCUGCCCCGGGCAGGGCAUGCUCACCCAAAACUCCUGGACACCAGGAUUCAGGAUGGGAAGCCAGGCAGGACGUGAAGAGCAGCCCCAGGUCCCAGCUGGGUGCAGGUCUGGGCACAGAUGGGAGCCCUAGAGCUGCACCUGGAGCGGCACCUGGAAAUGUGUCCUGCUGCAAAGAGCUGUGCUCAGCCAGGGCUGCCCGGCCAAAGAGAUGCUCCAGGAGGGCUGGAACUGCCAAAUGGAGAGAGGGGAUCCUGCUGUCCACAUCUCAAGGAGAAGGAGACAGUCAGUGAAAUGUUAGUGUGAUAAAAAGUCACAGAGACCAAGAAUUGAACUGGGUUCCAGACUGA